AUGCAGCUCGAUCUAUCAGGAGCUUUCCAUACCCCUGGCAACGGGAAAAAAGGUUCUAACAACAGGGAUAUAUCUCUGGACGAAGGUUUUAUUGAUGUAGGUACUUUUCAAAAUAGUAAGCAAACAAGAACUGAGGAGGGAAAGAUAGAAAAGGUGGUCAAGGAGUACCUCAAGGCUUUCGAGGCAAAGAUCACGAAGAUUCCUGGAGUGUCAAAGCCGAUGGAAGGAAGAAAAAGCUGCAGAUGGCUACAUAGAAUCGCCUUUCUCAGAAGAGAUCGCUAUGGUGGACAUGCCAAAAAGGAGGUCGAUUACCUAUUGAAAAAGGGGUAUCUUAAGGAGCUCAUGACGGACAGGUCUAAAGCUUCAGGAAGAGAAAGAAAAUACAAUCAAGGAGGACCGCCUCCUCUACCUCCAAUCAUCAAAACCAUCAAUUUCAUCUCCGGGGGAUCAGAAAUGUGCGGUUUGACGUACUCAGCAGCAAAGCGUAACGCCAAAGAAAAAAACAUGAACAAGCCAACCAAGAAGGUACAAGCAAAGCUAGACCUCUCGAUUGUGUUUGAAGAAAGUGAUGCCAUGGAAGAGCACCAUGAUGGCCUAGUAAUAUCACUCCCGGUUGGAAAUUGUCUUAUCAAGAGGAUUCUAGUUGACAAUGGAAGUUCUGCCAACAUCAUCAUACUUGAUACAGUGAAACAUAUGAACAUUAACGAGAAAGACAUCAUCAAAAAGUCAACAAUGCUGGUCGGAUUCAGUGGGGAAACUAAGAAAACCAUAGGGGAGAUUACACUGCCCACCUAUGCAAAAGGGAUCAAUCUGCAGGUGAAAUUUUUAGUGAUCAAUACUCUAUCAUCCUACAACAUUGUUCUAUGCAGACCAUGGAUGCAUGAAAUGAAAGCCAUCCCAUCUACGUAUAAUCAAAUCAUCAAAUUUCCCACCAAAUGGGGGAUCCAAGAAAUCAAGGGGGACCCGAAAGAAGCCAAAGAAUGCUACAAGAUAGCCUUGAAAGCAAUAUCUGCAGAAAAAGAAUCAGCAUAG
This is a messenger RNA of Chenopodium quinoa (quinoa), 1032 nucleotides long. RefSeq lists its product as uncharacterized. Lineage: Eukaryota; Viridiplantae; Streptophyta; Magnoliopsida; Caryophyllales; Amaranthaceae. The transcript is spliced from 2 exons. The coding region runs from base 1 to 1032 and encodes 343 amino acids. The record is from RefSeq and is a predicted model, not a curated record.